This is a messenger RNA of Astyanax mexicanus (Mexican tetra), 1132 nucleotides long. Its product is annotated as KIAA1143 ortholog. The transcript has 3 exons. Lineage: Eukaryota; Metazoa; Chordata; Actinopteri; Characiformes; Acestrorhamphidae. The record is from RefSeq and is a predicted model, not a curated record. Bases 109 to 561 code for a protein of 150 amino acids.
AGUGUUGAUGACCUCACGCGGCUGUCCGUGUUUUAAAGCUAGCUAGAGGCUCUGAACCUGGAGCUAACGUUACCAUCUGCUGUCUAUUUAGUUUGUUUAGUUUAAAUAAUGAGUAAAAAAGGUAACGUGUCGUGGGUGAAGCCGAAUGAGCCGUCGUUUCUGCGGAAAUUCAAGAAUGACGUUGGUUAUAAAGAGGGUCCGACCGUAGAAACGAAGAAACAACAGAUGCCAACAUUUGAUGAUGACAGCGGUGAUAGUGACAAGGAGGAUGAAAUGCCCCAAGUCGUGGUCUUGAAGAAGGGUGACCUAAGUGCAGACGAGGUCCUGCAAAUCAAAAAAGACAAAGACUCUAAGAAAGAUGAUCAACCUCCUCCUGAUGGGAAGAUUAUAUUUAAGAAACCUGAAAAACGCUCAUCUGACAAGUUUGAAGGCAUUACUGCCAGCUCUAGCAAAAAGAAGAAGAAGAGUGAAGAUGGGGAAAAGGAGAAAGAGAGCAAAUCUGGGGUGAAAGUAAAGAACAGCAGCCUGCUGUCCUUUGGUGACGAUGAAGAAGAAGACUGACCUUUUCUGUCUUACAUCCUGUAACUGACCCGGGUUUGGACAGUUUCUUCAGUGUUCCAAUAUUAAAACAUCAUAUGACAAAGUAUUUACAGAUAUUUUCAAUUAAAUUUGUUAGCUUGUGGUGCUUUUAGGAACCUUUUUUUUUUUGAGGAUUUUUAAAAUCAAAACUUCAUCAUGGAGGAUUCUGAAAACCACUUGAAAGCUGCCUGUGAGAUUUUCCCUUUUUUUUUAGCAUAUUCAUAAUUGUGUACAUUUUAUCACCAUUUAACACUGAAGAGACUAAUGUAAAUUGUGAAUCAGUUUGGCUGGAGAAUAAAAAGGAUGUUUAGUGAGAUCAAUGUAGUAAGGAGAGGAUUGUGAACUGCAUUAGAGAAGUUGUAGACAAUUAUUCUGCCAAAAGCAGAUGUACUACUUACAUGUAUAGCUUCUAUAAAGGAGCUGUAUUUACAUUUUUAAUGUAUGCUUUAUUUUGGUCUCGAAAUCUUAGAGACUGUUGUACAAUGGUUGGUUGUUUCCUUUUUGUUGUUUUUUUACAAAAAUAGAAUAAAAAUGGGGAGAGAAAAAAGGGAAA